Funneliformis caledonium is the source of this 1731-nucleotide messenger RNA. NCBI's taxonomy places the organism in Eukaryota, Fungi, Glomeromycota, Glomeromycetes, Glomerales, Glomeraceae. The record is from the annotation of a GenBank genome assembly.
AUGGCAUCUUACGAAGAAAUUAAAACUGAAUUAAACAAAGCAGAAGCAAGAUUUGGUAAGGCAGUAGAGAAUUUGAAGGAGUGGGAAGAAGGGAGUAAAGGAGUUGAAAGAGGAGAAGAAGUCAUUGGUGGAGAGCAAAGUUCAGAUGGAGAAACAGGUAGAGGAGUGGAGACAAAGUUUAGGAAAGUCAGUGAUAGGGAAGGACAUAAAUGUAAAUUUGAAGGUGAAGAAGAAAUUUUAUCAAAAAAGGCAUGUCAACUAGAAGGAAAUAUACCAUCUCUUAAUGUUGGUGAUUUUAGGAAACUGGUAUCAGGAGGAUAUACUUUUAUUGACAAAUCUCACUUUAUUGAAGAAUUUAUUGUAAAAAGUUCAGAUUAUGUUAUUCUUUUACGACUAAGAAGAUUUGAAAAGUCAAUUAAUCUCUCAAUGUUGAAAGAAUUUUUUGAUAUUCCUAUCCACCCUGAUAAUUUGAAAUUUAGACAAGAGCUAUUCAAAGGAUUAAAUAUUACAAAGAGAACAUUUCUGGAUUUGAUGACUGUCAAAGCAUUGACUGGUGAUAAAUCUUUGCAAUUAUCUGAAUAUCUUUAUGAUCAUCCUUUUGAAAUUGCAUUCCAUGAGAACUACUUUGAUGAUGCUAGGAAGUUGCUUACUUCUAUUCUUUCACCCCUUCUUAAGGGUAAUGAUGCCAAUCUGUAUAAGGCUUUGAUUGUAGAAGUAUCAUAUGUGGCUAAAGCAGGUUUAUUUUUUGGGUUAAAUAACUUAACUAUAUGUCCGAUGUAUGAUGAAUUAUAUGUAGAUAAAUUUGGAUUCACUGAAGAUGAAAUUUCUGCCAUUAUCAACCAUUAUAAUGUUUCAAAUAUCUCUUUAGAGACAUCUGAAUUAGACAAUGUCAAGAAUUACUAUAAUAGUUAUAUAUGUGAAAUAAAGACUAAAAUUUAUAAUCCUAUGUCUAUAAUAUCUUAUAUGUUCAACAAAAAACUAAAACCAUACUGGGUUAUUAUAGGGGGCUUAAGCAAAUCUAUUAAAAUGCUAAUUUUGCAUUCAAACCAAUUCAUAUCCCUUGCAAGUGGAUUUAUGUCUGAUGAAAAAAUUGAUGCUCCCACUACUACAAGAUUCCAAUCAUUAGAUUAUGAAAUAUUAAGAAGUUGUAGGACAACUGAUGAGUUACUUAUUUUGUUAUAUUUUGGUGAAUAUCUCAUAAAGGAUACCAUUGACAAUAAAUUAUUUAUAUCAAAUAAAGAAACUCAUGAAGUGUGGAAAUACUGGUUGAACAUAGCUCCAAAUGAGAGGUACAAUCCAAUAUUUAAAUCAUUGUCAGAAUACAAUUUUGAAAAAUUUGUAUUUGAUCUCAAAAGGAUAUUUGAUUCAACUUCUGUUUCAUAUAUGAAUAUUACAACAGAAAAAUAUUAUUAUUGCCUUAUGAUUGAAUCAAACUUGGAAGCAGGUCUUGGAUGUCUUGAUAUUGUAAUACAGCUAACAUCAGAAAAUAGUACAAGAACAUUUAUCUUUGAAUUUAAAUCAAUCAAAAGAGUAAAAAAGAACAAACAAACUGUUUUAGAAAAGGAGACUAAGGCAGGAAUUGAACAGAUAAAUAGAAAGCAAUAUGUAAAAAGUAUUACUAGAAAUGAAUUAAUCACUAAGAUUGCCAAAUGUGCAAUCUGUUUCUGUAGUAAGGAUUUGUUCUUCUUGUUGAAAUCAUUAAAAAGAACUCAGAGAAUGAAUGGGAAUUGA